Messenger RNA from Xenopus laevis (African clawed frog), 4690 nucleotides. It is a transcript of the gene ulk1.L, whose product is annotated as unc-51 like autophagy activating kinase 1 L homeolog. Gene Ontology annotation, cellular component: autophagosome; phagophore assembly site membrane; phagophore assembly site. The transcript has 28 exons. Gene Ontology annotation, biological process: axon extension; autophagosome assembly; autophagy of mitochondrion. The record is from RefSeq and is a predicted model, not a curated record. The coding region runs from base 541 to 3693 and encodes 1050 amino acids. Lineage: Eukaryota; Metazoa; Chordata; Amphibia; Anura; Pipidae. Gene Ontology annotation, molecular function: kinase activity; ATP binding; protein kinase activity.
AAACACCAGUGAGCAUCUGCGCGUGCGCGAAGCUCUGCGCUGUGAAAGCGCCGCCUGUGGGCCCCUUAUUAGCUUUCAGUGACAGGAGAAGCAGCACAACGACUGCCUCCAUCACCUGGAUACAUACAGAACAGGAGGCCUCCCCCACUUUGUUCUCUACAAGCAGCGGGGCCGACGGCUUGAAGAUCGUUUUCGUUGUGAAGGUGCCAUUGCUGUGACCCAAGUUGCAUCACCAUGCCAGUGUGGGGGCAGUGCCCAACGGGGCACCCUCAUCUCCUCCGCUUCUAGGGGAUCCGCGUCCCCUUCCAAAGCCACUGUACCCCGUCCUACACCCAGUAACAUGCCUCAGGGAAGCGCACAGAGCUGGCAGCAACAGCCAAUGCAAGUGAGCCCCAGGAGUGUGAUCCUCAGUUGCCGAGAGGUUGACAGGAGAGCGGCCCUCCUUUUCCAGCUGGUGCCCAGCUCUUGACUCUCACCCCUUCUCUUUCCCCUCCGAACCCCCAGCACCGCCGCUUCAUCUAUUGCUUCCAGCACCUCAACAUGGAGUCCGUGGGCAAGUUUGAGUUCAGCCGGAAGGAUCUGAUCGGCCAUGGAGCCUUUGCUGUUGUUUUUAAAGGCAGACAUAAAGAGAAGCAGGAUUUGGAAGUAGCGGUGAAAUGCAUCAACAAGAAGAACUUGGCAAAGUCUCAGACUCUCCUAGGAAAGGAAAUCAAAAUACUGAAGGAACUGAAACAUGAGAAUAUUGUAGCUCUUUAUGAUUUUCAGGAACAAGCCAAUUCAGUCUAUCUGGCUAUGGAGUAUUGCAAUGGUGGAGAUCUGGCAGAUUACCUUCACACCAUGCGGACACUUAGUGAGGACACCAUCCGGCUUUUCCUCCAGCAGAUAGCAGGCGCCAUGAAGAUGUUGCACAGCAAGGGCAUCAUUCACCGUGACCUGAAACCCCAGAACAUACUCCUAUCUUGUUCUGGGGGGCGCAAGUCCAACCCCAACAAUAUUCGCAUUAAGAUUGCUGAUUUUGGCUUUGCGCGAUAUCUGCAGAACAAUAUGAUGGCAGCCACUCUUUGUGGGUCUCCAAUGUACAUGGCUCCAGAAGUCAUAAUGUCCCAGCACUAUGAUGCCAAGGCAGACCUAUGGAGCAUUGGCACCAUCAUAUACCAGUGCCUAACGGGCAAGGCUCCUUUCCAGGCCAGCAGCCCUCAAGAUCUUCGUCUGUUCUAUGAGAAAAACAAGAACCUGACGCCCAACAUCCCCAGAGAAACAUCAUGUCAUCUGAAACAGCUGCUAUUGGGACUCCUGCAGCGGAAUCAAAAGGAUCGAAUGGAGUUUGAUGAAUUUUUCCACCAUCCAUUCCUAGAUGCAGGCUCCUCUAUGAAGAAAUCUGUGCCUGUGCCAAUGCCAUCAUAUCCAAGCUCAGGAUCUGGAAGCUCUUGUAGCAGCUCCUCCACAUCACAUCUGGCGUCUCCACCUCAGUCCCUGGGAGAAAUGCAGCAAAUACAAGGGAAACCAUUGGUGUCUCCUAUACCUGACUCUCCAGGGUUUCUUCAAGCUUCCAAGGAGUCUGCUGAAAGCAGCAGCAAAAAUUCUUCAUGUGACACAGAUGACUUUGUGAUGGUGCCCGCCCAGUUUCCUAGUAUGCCAGGUGAUCUUGCUUCUGAGGCCACUACAAGCAAACCUAUCCAGGAUACAUUAAUGUAUAGCGGAUCGCUGCUAACAUCUACAGGCCUAGAGAGUCGCGCUCGUACACCUUCACCAACGCCUACAUAUAGCUGUUCUCCAGGCCCUGCCAGACUGGCCCAACCUUCAAGCAAUAGGUAUGGACAGUCAGUCCCCAUUCCUGUUCCAACACAGAUCCAUAAUUACCGACGUAUAGAGCAAAAUCUGCAGUCUCCAAACCAGUUCACACCACCUAGAGCUGGAAUGGUGUGCAAGUCUAGUAGCACGAGCCCCAUCAGCUUCAUGAAAGUUGGCACAUCCCCUCCUUCCCACAUGGAGAACACGUCUGCCCCCACACCGAGGAGGCUUUCAUUUGGUGGGGCAAAACCAUACACACCAUCCCCACAAGUGGGAACUAUCCCAGAGCAGCCUGGACAAAGCAUCACUGUAAGCCCAGCAGGAACUGAGAUCCGGAACAGAAGUCCUGUUUAUGGUAUUCCUGUACCUGCACAUAACUCCCGUGGAAUGGGAUCUCGACUUCACAGUGCCCCAAGCCUGUCAGAUAUGCAAUCCUGUGGACAAAAAAUCAAGAAACAGUACUCUGAUCCUGUGAUGCCCCAAGAUGCUGUUCCCCAGCCCAGUCAGCCACAGCAGAUCAACAGCCUGCAGCCAACCCGUCCUCUCCGAUCCUCCCCAAAGUUAUCAGACUUCAUGCAGAGAAGUCCUCUACCUACUAUAUUAGGCUCACCUACAAAGAGCAUAUCACCAUUUGAGUUCACAAGGGGUCCCAGCUCCCAAAAUCUGCUGGCUCUGCUCGCUCACCAGGGAGUGAUGGUCCCACCCACCAGGAAUAAGACUCUCCCUGAUCUGAAGAACAUGGGUCAUUUUCACUGCCAGCAAAACAAUGUAGGCCUGCGUCCAUUAGAAGAAGUGAAAGGACCAUUUGGCAGGUCCUUUAGUACUGGAAAACUGACAGAUCUAUUGCUUAAGGCUGCAUUUGGGACUCAGGCUGAGAUUGGAAGCAAUGAAAGCCUCAAUGCAGAGAAACCCAUGGAAAUUGCAGCUCCUUUGAUUGGCUUCGGAGGAAAUUUGCCCAGUGGUGCACAGGCCGGAUGUUCCACCAGCCCCGCUCCUGUCAUUUUUACUGUUGGUUCACCCCCAGAUGGAACAACCACUGCCCAAGCAAGGACCCGGCUUUUCUCUGUGGGAUCUUCCAGCUCUCAGAGCUCAGCAGGCUCUUUUACUGGAAGGCAUCUUUUGGGUGGAGCAGGAGGAGAAGCCUUUGAAUCACCAUCCAGCUUCAGGUGCACCUAUCCUGAUCCUGGGACAGCUAAUGCUGAGGGUGUUGUAAUGUUUGAGGUGCCUGAACUGCCUGAAGAAACUCUUAUGGAGCAGGAGCACACGGACACCUUGCGCAGUCUCCGCUUCACAUUGGUCUUUGCCCAUUCUGUUAUGGAGAUUGCAUCUCUCAAAGGAACCACUGCAGAUGUGGGUGCAUCGGUGAUGUCUGAAUAUCAGAUGCAAGAAAGUGUUGUGGCCGAUCAGAUCAGCCUCCUGAGUAGGGAGUGGAGUUAUGCGGAACAGCUCGUUCUCUAUCUGAAGGCUGCUGAGCUUUUGUCCUCUGGAUUACAGACCGCUAUGGAACAGAUCCGAACUGGAAAGCUAUGCCUCUCCUCCACUGUUCGACAAGUGGUGAAGAAACUGAAUGAGCUGUAUAAGUCCAGUGUAUCUUUCUGUCACUGCCUGAACGGAAGGCUCCAGAGGUUCUUUGCUGACAAACAAAAGCUAAUGGAUCGGAUAAACAGUAUCACAGCAGAGAAGCUCAUCUUUAGUUAUGCUGUGCAAAUGGUACAAACAGCAGCCCUGGAUGAGAUGUUCAAUCAUCGGGAGGACUGUGUGCAGAGGUACCACAGAUCUUUGCUGCUGAUGGAUGGUUUACUGAGCUUCAUGAGUGAUCAGAGUGACAUCGAGAACAUUAGCAAAUGUAAGCUGUGCAUUGAACGAAGACUGUGUGCCCUGCAGGGCAGUAUUUGUGCUUGAGUUUAUCUUCAUUCCCACUCAAGCAUUUUUCUCAGCAGUCAUCCUGAGGCCAGCUUAGUUCUACUAGGAAUCAGAUGCACUUGGCAGUGUUCUAUCAAAGACAUUGAGGAGACAUCCAUGUUUAUUUUCUAAUUUUUAACAUUUGCCAAGAUAACGAAGGCGGCCACGGAAAAUAUUUAUUCUUUAUAUAACUGUAUUGCACCUUGUUCCUCUAGUCCUUGUCGCCCUCAUCACUGCAGUGUGCUCAUCGUUGCCUCUCCCUCUGCCAUAGAACAACCAUAAUCAGCGGUCAAAGGAGCUGCCAAUCUGAACUGUACUGUAGAGCUGCUCAUUUGAGAGUCCUUGGACUUCAGCUCUUACAUGCCACAGCUUUUGGAAAUGAGAACUGCUGGUGAGUGGAAGGGAAAAAAAGCCUUAGGAAACAGAGUUUCCACUUAAACAAAAUGAAGUCAAGACCUUCUAGUUCUUUACAAGAGAAGAAGCAUAGGUAGACCAGGAGCAAUUGAAGUGCUGUCACAACUAUUAAUAUGUUGGAAAGAGCCACAAGAAUGCAGCUGGUUUGCAGUGUACUUUGUAAUUCCCCGCUCCGUCAUGCAGACUUUGCAAUGUUAAUUUGAUCUGGAUGUUGAUCAGAUCUUCAACUUGAUGACUUUAAGGCUUUGUUUGCACAAGACUGUACAAGCCUGAUCUCUCUUUCAUUGGACUAUUAAUAUCUUUGAAACGUUAGGGGCAAUAUUUUGUGAUCUUGUGAAGACAACCACAUCUUUCAGUAAUGCAAGCAGAUGGAGCCCAGGAAUACAUGGAUACAGGAAGGAUCAUACAGAAGACUUUGUAAUUUAUACACUUAAAAGUGUUCAUAGCUUUCCUUCAUUGAUCUCCUUACAAUGCACUUGAAUGUCACUCUGGAUUUCCCUGUGUUAAAAGUCCACUCUAACUAAAGAAUAUUGUGCUGCUCAGAUCUCACUACAGCUUCAGAGACUGGACCUAUCCUGGACAA